Molecule: messenger RNA, 1422 nt
Organism: Fusarium venenatum
Lineage: Eukaryota; Fungi; Ascomycota; Sordariomycetes; Hypocreales; Nectriaceae
Source: RefSeq, a predicted model, not a curated record
AUGGGUGCAAACGACGGCAAGAAGUCGUCUCGACGGGCGAGAGUCAGUGAGGCAGCUGCUCGUAUCCUCAGCCCUUCAAGUGCUGGAAAGGGCGGCGCCGCCAUGCACCAGCUCUAUGAAAUCCCAUUCGAUGCUGAGGUUUUUCUUCAGGCCAAGGCCGCUCGGGCCAAGGCUCUGGGUGACGAUAGCGAGAGUGGUGAUGGCGAUGAUAUCCCCGAGGCCGUCGAGUACGAUUCUAUUCCCACUGUCCAUGCUCAUCUCAAAGGGCUUGACAAGGUUUGCCGUGGCGCUGAGUGGACAAGGGCUUUUCAACGUUUCCUUGGGAGACUUCAACUGGGCUCCAGGAACGUCAGCGUCGUUUAUGACACCAACCUCCGAAAGAUGGGAAUUGAGCCCCCAGAGGAAACCGAGUCUUGGGUUGACCAGAGCGAGCCAGCAAAGUUCGCUGGACAUGUCUACAGAUUCGUUGGUCGUCAGUGCAGAUCCGCAUCCUCGGACCGACAUCUUUACAUCCUCUACCAUCCCGAUGCAGAGUGGCACGCAGAUUUGUACGAGCUGCUACAGGAUAAGCCUCUUCCUAGCAACUUCCUUGGCUUCUCCGACAACCUCGAUGCCCUCGUUGCCUACAUCCGUUUCAUCCGAAAGCGACUAGGACGACGCGCCAGCUCGGCCAUGUUCCAUAUUCUCAUUCCCAGCUCUCGACCCAUCGCUAUCCGAGAUGCCCUUGAGUUCCCCGAUAUCGGUGACCUUGCUAUUCAUGGCGAGACUCACAACGGCAGCAACUAUGUCUGGAUGAAUCUGCCUAGUUACGAAGACUACCCAGGGACUCUUCAUUUGAGGCACGUCGAAAACGCUGUUCGUGAGGCCAGCCCAUGGAAGACAACAGCCACAGUCAGCACAUCCUUUGUUGGCUUGACAGCAUCACUAGCCGGUGCAGCAUACACCCUUCGAGUCAAGGGUGCACCUUUCCCGUCUCUCAAGACCUUCGGAGCAGCUGCAGUCGCAACCACCAUCGCUAGAAGAGUGAAGGGUGCCGAUUAUUUCCCUCUAGCAGUUCUCGGAGCUGGUAGUCUUUGCACCACCCUGGUAGCAUUUGCUGUAAACAGAGUUCUCAGCAAGAGAGCGCCACGCGUCAUUGGCGGCACGGAAACACCAAGGGAGCCCAGGGAGGAGAAGGAAAAGGAGAAGGAGGAUUCGGCCAGUGAUCAGGACGAAGCUAAGGAGGAAGAGGAGGCCAUUCCCGAGCCCGAAAUCCCUGCGCCACCAGAAGAACCAGCCCCCAAGGUCAAAGACGACUCGGAUGCCCAUUCGCUGUUGAGCCAGACAUCCGGCACGAAGAAGUCGUCAAGCAGCAAGAAGCACCGCCGAAGCGAGAGGGGCGAACGCAGUGAGCGAAGUGAGCGCAAGCGCAGUCACAAGUAA